Protopolystoma xenopodis is the source of this 586-nucleotide messenger RNA. The record is from the annotation of a GenBank genome assembly. NCBI's taxonomy places the organism in Eukaryota, Metazoa, Platyhelminthes, Monogenea, Polystomatidea, Polystomatidae.
UAAGUAUUUCAAUGCAGGAAACUUUAAGGAUCCUCGCGUUCUUGACGCCAUGUUGCCUCAUUUUAUCGGAUCUUUUGGCAACCCCCACUCUCGCACUCAUGCUUACGGAUGGGAAAGCGAAUUAUUUGUCGAAAAAUCUAGAAAGCAAGUUGCUGACCUGAUUGGAGCAGACCCUAAAGAAAUUAUAUUUACAAGUGGAGCAACUGAAAGCAACAACAUUGCGGUCAAAGGCGUAGCACGGUUUUAUGCGGCUAAGAAGAAGCAUAUAAUCACCACUCAGACUGAACACAAAUGUGUUCUAGAUUCUUGUCGCGCUCUCGAAAACGAAGGCUUUUCUGUAACCUACUUAGAAGUUCAGCAAAAUGGUAUCAUAAGACUUGAGGAUUUAGCCAAAGUUAUUCGACCAGAUACAAGCCUUGUUUCUAUAAUGGCGGUGAAUAAUGAAAUUGGUGUAAUCCAGCCUCUCGUAGAAAUAGGGGCUCUUUGUCGAAGUAAAAAUGUUUUCUUUCAUACUGAUGCUGCACAGGGUAUUGGUAAAAUUCAAUUAGAUGUUAAUGAAAUGAAUAUUAUAGUCAGCCUUAUUUGA